UUCGUAACUCCGCCUCCUCCUUAUCCUGCUCGCCCUCGUGAUCCUUCUGCUCUCUGCGACUCGAUCCCGUAUGAUUUUGGCCUUUAUAAAAGGCCUGAGAGCGCAAUUUCUCCGGCUUCAUGCAGAGCUUCUCUGAUUUCACUUCUUUUUGUAAAUCCAAACCCUAGUCCUAUUCAAUUGCUGGUUUCCUCUCUCCCAAACCCCCACCGGAAGAUUUUAGGGCUGAGUCUCGAUUCCUGCUAAGGCAAUCAAUAGACAUUUAUAGCGGUGUGACACCACCAACAAUCGGAUUUCUAGGGACACCAAAUUUGAGUAGGUUUGGGAGCUCAUUCUUGAAUAAUUCAUUCAGAGGACGCCAUACCUCUGAGAUCCUCAACUCCCUCAUCAAACCAUUGCUCCCUACUCAAGCCGAAGAUGAACAACAACAAAGAAAGAGCUCCCACUUAUUGGUCAUUGCCCCACGCCAAUGUUCCUACACCCAAGGUGUCUUCAACGGUGUUAAUGUGCUUUGUGGGGUUGGAAUCCUCUCUGCACCCUAUGCAAUCAAGGAAGGUGGGUGGCUUGGCUUGUUCAUAUUAUUUAUAUAUGGUGUGAUUGCCUUCUACACGGGGAUUCUUCUGCGCAAUUGUUUAGAUAGUAAACCAGGUCUUGAGACAUACCCCGACAUUGGCCAGGCUGCAUUUGGCCCUUAUGGCCGCAUUAUUAUCUCGAUUAUCUUAUAUUUGGAAUUAUAUGCUUGUUGUGUUGAGUACAUCAUAUUGGACAGUGACAAUUUAUCAUCCUUAUUUCCAAAUGCACAUUUGAAUAUUGGUGGAAUACAUUUAAGUUCACAUCUUCUUUUUGCUGUGCUUGUAACUCUUAUAGUUCUCCCAACCACAUGGCUUCGAGAUCUUAGCAUUCUUAGCUACAUAUCAGCUGGAGGAGUUAUUGCAUCAAUACUAGUGGUGUCAUGCUUGUUUUGGGUGGGAUUAAUUGAUAAUAUUGGCUAUAAAAAUGAGGGUUCUCUCAUAAAUUUUUCUGGCAUUUCAAUAGCGAUUGGCCUUUAUGGUUAUUCAUACUCCGGCCAUGCUAUUUUCCCGAACAUAUACUCUUCAUUGAAGAACAAAAAUGAGUUCCCUGCAGUUCUUUUCACGAGUUUUGUCAUUUCUGCUUUAUUAUUUGCUGGGGUUGCAAUAAUGGGAUUUGCAUUAUUUGGGGAGUCCACUCAGUCACAGUUCACUCUCAAUGUGCCAUAUGAAUUUGUAGCCUCGAAAAUUGCUGUUUGGACAACG
Phalaenopsis equestris is the source of this 1271-nucleotide messenger RNA. Its product is annotated as vacuolar amino acid transporter 1-like. The record is from RefSeq and is a predicted model, not a curated record. Gene Ontology annotation, cellular component: plasma membrane. Lineage: Eukaryota; Viridiplantae; Streptophyta; Magnoliopsida; Asparagales; Orchidaceae.